ACUGAUGAAGAACCCAGAAGCUGCACAGAGCCUUCGGCUGAUCGGCCUGCUGGAGGCCGCUCUGCUUCGAGAGGCUCGUCUCUGGAAAAUUCCUGUCUUCAAAAAUGGCCACGUUCAGGGCACUGACAUCUCUUCCGGCCAACACCAACAAGUGGUUCUCUGGCUUGGAGAAAUGAGCAGGACGUUUCAGUUUUGUCCAGAGACCUAUGCACUGGGAGUGUGUGUCCUCAACAGGCUGCUGUCCACUGUCAAGGCACAAAAAAAAUACCUGCAAUGCAUUGCUUUUACGUCACUGGUCCUGGCGGCCAAAGUCAAUGAGGAAGAUGAGGUUCUAGGUUCUGUGAAAGACCUGGUUGUUGGGAGUGGAUGCAACUUUUCGACAGCGGAGAUUCUUCGCAUGGAGAGGAUCAUUCUGGACAAGCUGCACUGGGACUUGUACACAGCAACACCAGUCGACUUCAUUCACAUUUUCCACGCCCUGCUCGUCUCUGGCCACCCCCACCUCGAUCCGUCCAUCAGUUUUUGCUCCAGUGUCGACUCGGCGACGGCCCCCUGCGCGCUCCCUGCUGAUCCCAGGCGUCAGAAGAGGCCCGCGGGCUUCCAGGUGUCGCUGUGGACCAGGCAGGUGCAGCACUGUAUGGCCUGCCACCAGCUCUGGCAGUUCAAAGGCUCCACGUUGGCCUUGGCCAUCAUCACUUUGGAGCUGGAGGCGCUCACGCCCGACUGGUUCGCCGUCGUCACCGACCUACUGAAGAAAGCACAUGUGGAUAGUGCCGAGUUCAUCCACUGUAAAGAGAUCGUGGACGAGUACCUGCACAGCCUGGAGUUUGCUCUGCCGACCAACUCCGUCUACAUCCUCGACGGCUCUCGGAUUCAGGAGCAGCAAACCUGGAGCCCCUCGCUGCGCCACAGAAUGGCCAGAAGAGGGCGUGGCGAGCAAGGAGACUCGGACGACUACUACGACGGUUUCAGACGCCUGUACAGCGACGAGACGAGCCCAGAGCAGAAGGUUGAGCGUUUUUUCGAUUCGGAGCGGAAAGGCGUCUCCCCGUGCCCACCCCUGCACCCUGCUGUCAACUAGCACCACG
Molecule: messenger RNA, 1088 nt
Organism: Nematolebias whitei (Rio pearlfish)
Lineage: Eukaryota; Metazoa; Chordata; Actinopteri; Cyprinodontiformes; Rivulidae
Gene: ccni2
Product: cyclin I family, member 2
Exons: 6
Coding region: 5-1081 (358 amino acids)
Biological process (GO): mitotic cell cycle phase transition; regulation of cyclin-dependent protein serine/threonine kinase activity
Cellular component (GO): cytoplasm; cyclin-dependent protein kinase holoenzyme complex; nucleus
Molecular function (GO): cyclin-dependent protein serine/threonine kinase regulator activity
Source: RefSeq, a predicted model, not a curated record